AUGAUAAAUUUACAUCGAUAUAAGGUGGUAAAGAUUUUAUUGAAAUGUCGGUGGCGAGCAAGCAUAAAUUGGACGGUAAUUCGGCUGAAAACCGAUGGGAGACACCCUACUGCCGGAAUAAUUGAUUGCGAUCGUACGAGACAACAUUGAAGAUAUUUCCAAAGAGGUAAAAUAUUUUUCAAAAAUGUUCAACUACGUUUUUACGUCCGGUGGUAUAGGUCCGACUCAUGACGACGUUACGUACGAAGCUGUAGCGUCGGCCUUUAACGACUCGUUGCAUUAUCAUCCGACGUUGGUGAAUAUCAUAGAGAAUUAUUUCAAUGCUGGAACAUUCCCCUCGCCUGCUUAUAAAAUGGCACACAUACCGACCAGAUCUGCGCUUAGAUUUGGCACAGGCGAGAUCACAGGUAAAAAGCUUACUUAUCCGUUUGUAAUGGUGGAAAAUGUUUAUAUUUUUCCUGGUUCGCCCACAUUUUUUGAAACAUCCUUUCAAACAUUGUGCAAGGAAUGUUUUGCCAGUUACAAAAGUUUUGCAGCAACCGAAGUUUACAUAAAUGCAAAGGAGGAAUCGUUUGCAGACGUGUUGCAUGCAAUUGCGCGGGAAUAUCCAAAUGUUAGCUUUGGCUCGUAUCCGGAAUAUAACAGGUAUUACAAAGUGCGUGUAACGAUCGAAAGUGAGAAUGAAAAAGACACCGAGGCAGCAAAGACAAUGUUCUGUAAUCGUAUUGCGAGAGACGUUCUAGUACAUUACGAUAGCACGCCACACGUGGAUUGCUCGUCAAAGUACGAUUCACUGAUUCAAAAGUCCCAACGUCGAUCAAUUUAUGAGCGUUCCUUCAAGAAAUUCGUGAAUUAUUAUGAGAAACCUGAGGACGUUUGGAUAUAUUUGGACGGCAGCGAAGAAUCGGUUCUUAUGGUACAUCUUGCUCGAAUCGCUAGUAACAAACUGCGACAUUGUUCAAAGUUGAAACUGCGUGCAGUCUGUCUUGAAUCGGAUGUAGAGAAGAUGGGUACUGAUGAGUUUAUUCGUGAGCUUAAGAACAGAUAUAACAUGGAGGUGCGUAAAUUGGAAUGCAAGGGAAGAGAUUGCGCCGUGGGCAAUUUUGCUGCAUUAAAACCAGAAUUGCGAGUGUUGCUGGUUGGAAAACGACAGAGUAGUAAGAAAGAAACGUACGACGAUAUUAUCGCACGAUUAAACGGCGAUUGUUCUUCGUCUGUGCAAGUACGUUUUCCUCUCAUUGAUUGGACAGACGACGACGUCAGAGAUUUCUUUAGUUCGCUCUGUUUACCUUACAAUAGAACUGAAACUUAG
This is a messenger RNA of Heterotrigona itama, 1312 nucleotides long. The record is from the annotation of a GenBank genome assembly. NCBI's taxonomy places the organism in Eukaryota, Metazoa, Arthropoda, Insecta, Hymenoptera, Apidae.